This is a messenger RNA of Ochotona princeps (American pika), 486 nucleotides long. RefSeq names its product U6 snRNA-associated Sm-like protein LSm5. The transcript has a single exon. The record is from RefSeq and is a predicted model, not a curated record. Bases 55 to 243 code for a protein of 62 amino acids. Gene Ontology annotation, cellular component: U6 snRNP; U4/U6 x U5 tri-snRNP complex; Lsm1-7-Pat1 complex. Gene Ontology annotation, molecular function: RNA binding. Gene Ontology annotation, biological process: mRNA splicing, via spliceosome. Lineage: Eukaryota; Metazoa; Chordata; Mammalia; Lagomorpha; Ochotonidae.
CUGCUGCUGCUGGAGCUGGUGGAUAAAUGCAGAGGCUCGAGAAUCCACACCGUGAUGGAGAACGAGAAAGAAACUGUCAGCACGCUUCUGGGUUUUGAUGACUCAGUCAAUAUGGUAUUAGAAGAUGUCACUGAAUUUGAAAUCACACCAGAAGGAAGAAGGAUCACUAAAUUAGAUCAAAUUUUGCUAAAUCGAAAUAAUAUAACAAUGCUGAUGCCCAGAGGAGAAGGGCAUGAAGUGUGAGUGACCUCCUUGGCUUUCACUGGCUCCUGUGCUGUCUUAAGAUGGCAACAACACGAAUGUUAUUGCAUUUGUUUUGUUUUUUAACUUUUUAAUGUUUAUAUCAUGGAAAGCUGAGUUUCCCGCUAAAGGGAAAUGCUUUUAAGAUAUACUGUAUGUCCAUUUUUUGUAAGUUAAUCAUGAUUAUUUUGGAAAAAGAAAGAUUUUUUUUUUGAAGACUAAAAAAAUAAAGGUGUUUUUUGGUGA